AUGGACAAUAAUAACCAAGAAAUGGAGGAAGAGGAAACGGCAAUACAGGAAGUAGAUGAAAAAAGUAUGCAAGUGAACGCAAAAUCCAGUUCAGAGAUUCCAAGCACUAUACAUAGUAUCUUUAUAGCUUUUUUGAGCGGUUUAGUUGGUAGUAUACUCUUGAAACGGGUUUUUUUAACAAACACCCGAACUGAUAGAACGUCUUCUAUUGAUUAUAUUUUAUCUUCUCAAGAAGUAAAGGAAAGAAUUAUUGAAAUGUUUGCUUUUGAAGCACACGAUUAUA
Molecule: messenger RNA, 283 nt
Organism: Cetraspora pellucida
Lineage: Eukaryota; Fungi; Glomeromycota; Glomeromycetes; Diversisporales; Gigasporaceae
Source: the annotation of a GenBank genome assembly